Messenger RNA from Pediculus humanus corporis (human body louse), 858 nucleotides. RefSeq lists its product as uncharacterized. Gene Ontology annotation, molecular function: sequence-specific DNA binding; histone H4R3 demethylase activity. The record is from RefSeq and is a predicted model, not a curated record. Bases 1 to 858 code for a protein of 285 amino acids. Gene Ontology annotation, cellular component: nucleus; cytoplasm. The transcript has 5 exons. NCBI's taxonomy places the organism in Eukaryota, Metazoa, Arthropoda, Insecta, Psocodea, Pediculidae. Gene Ontology annotation, biological process: negative regulation of gene expression; positive regulation of translational termination; protein hydroxylation.
AUGGAAAGUGCUAUUUUAGAAAUCAGUAAUCCUGAUUUAAUACCUGCUGAAAUUACAAACGAUGAAGAUAAUAUUCCACUUUUAGACAAUAACAUGAAUUAUACUCAUUUUUUUCAAACAUAUUUAUUAUCGAAUAAACCUUGCCUUAUUAAAAACAUGACUGAUAAUUGGCCUUGUAGUUCAGAUUGGGUAAAACACAAAUCACUCAAUGUUGAAUAUUUUAGAAACCGUUACACCAAUAUAGAUGUUCCUGUAUCAAAUUGUGGGAAAAGGGAAUUUAACGAGUUUCCAUAUGAAAAUGUUUACAGAGUUCCCUGUUAUUUUGCAUCGGAUUGGUUAAAUGAAUAUUAUGAUAAUAAUCCAGAUCUCAAAGAUGAUUAUCGUUUUGUAUAUAUAGGACCUAAAAAUUCUUGGACGCCUUUUCAUGUAGAUGUAUUCACAUCAUACAGUUGGUCAAUCAAUAUUACAGGUAAAAAAAGAUGGAUACUAUUCCCACCUGGAAAAGAAAAAUUUUUCAUGGACCAGUUAGGGAACUUGAAUUACGAUAUUGAUUUAAAUAAAAUUAAUAUAGAAAAAUCGAAGGAAUUUUUAUUUUUUGAUAUUAUACAAGAAGAAGGACAAGGAUUAUUUGUACCUUCAGGAUGGCAUCAUCAAGUUUGGAAUUUGGAAGAUGCUAUUUCAAUAAAUCAUAAUUGGAUAAAUGGUUGCAACAUUCAUUUUAUAUGGAACUCCUUGAAAAAAAAUUUAUCGGAUGUGAAAAAUGAAAUUUCUGAUUGUAAAGACAUGGAUAAUUGGUCUUCUCAAGACAUUGAAAAAGAAAGAAAAAUUUUCAGUGGUUGGAACAUGGCGUUUUGGUGA